This is a messenger RNA of Talaromyces atroroseus, 1221 nucleotides long. RefSeq lists its product as hypothetical. The transcript is spliced from 6 exons. Gene Ontology annotation, biological process: glycolipid biosynthetic process. Gene Ontology annotation, cellular component: plasma membrane; mitochondrion; lipid droplet. The record is from RefSeq and is a predicted model, not a curated record. Lineage: Eukaryota; Fungi; Ascomycota; Eurotiomycetes; Eurotiales; Trichocomaceae. Bases 1 to 1221 code for a protein of 406 amino acids.
AUGUCUAAAGAAUUUGACUUGAUUCUUCUGGGCCCCACUGGCUACACUGGCGCAUUUGUAGCAGAACACAUCUGCAAAUCCUUCCCAACCACGCUCAAAUGGGCCGUCGCAGGGCGUUCAGCUUCAAAGAUCCAAAGCGUUCUGGAGCAGUUGAAAACGCUGGGCCUGGACAGGGCAGAUCCAGAUGUUCUGACAGUCCAGUUAACUCCUGAUGAGCUCGACGCCCUGGCAAAGCGCACGCGAUUGAUUGUUAACUGCGUUGGCCCGUACCAUCUCUAUUCGACACCCGUUGUCGAAUCAUGUGCAGAGAAUGGAACUCAUUAUAUUGACGUAUCCGGCGAAACGCCGUGGAUUAGAAGAGUCUUGCAGAAGUACCACAAAACCGCCGAGAAGAACGGGGCAAUCAUUGUUCCAUCCUGUGGGUUCGAAAGUGUGCCCCCUGAUAUUGUGGCCUGGGUAGCUGUUGAUUUUCUGCGUACAAAGCUGUCCGCCGAACCGGUAGAGGCAGUCGGCUGUCUUUAUGAUUUUAGAUCUGCUGGUGUGAGCGGCGGCACCGCCUAUUCGAUUUUGAGCACACUAGAAGGCGCAAAUAUAUCAGAAAUGCUCAGCGCACUCGACAGCUACUGUCUCUCUGCUACUCCAACCCCGCCCACACGUAUUACGCCACGCAAAUCAAUCGCUGAGUUAAUCUGUGGAGUGCGCGCAGCCUCUGACCUUGGGACCCUAACGACGGUGCCAUCACGCAUGGCCGACGAAUCCACAGUCCUUCGCAGCAGUACCCUAAUGCCGGACCUUUAUGGACCUAGGUUUUCAUAUGGUCAAUACCUCCGCGUCCGUAAUGUAUUCCUAGGGACAAUAUUCCAUCUCGCGUUCAACAGCAUCGUAUGCCUGCUCGUCUUUGCGCCAAUCCGUUGGCUGUUUCGCAAAAUUUUGCCUGCACCGGGCGGCGGCCCUUCAAAAGACGAAACGGUAAAUGACUAUUGUGAACAUCGUAUUCUCAUAUCUAGCGACCAGAGGGAUGAGACUGGAAGACCAACGAAGGCUCUUGGUAGCAUUGCGUAUCAAGGGGGCCAAUAUGACCUGACCGGCUUGACCGCUGCUGCCGCCGCCAAAGUUGUCUUGAACCACGAGAAGGAAAUCAAGGAUAUUUCUGCUGGGUUUGUAACGUCAGCUACCCUGGGACAGCCAUACGUCGAUGAAUUGGAAAAGGGUAACGUGUGA